AUGUCCUCCUCGUCUUUUGAGAAGCGCAAAGUGACGAACAAAACCAACAUCAUCAAAGAAAAUAACGACACCAACAAAAUUCGCUUCUUCAGCCGAAACGCGAACGUGAUAAAAGAGGACGUGGAAAAAGGCACCAAAGAAUGGUCCUCGGUCCCUUCGGCGGUGAGACGCGCGUUUUUACGCCUCGGUCUCAUCUCUGAACGAGAAAAUACGGCGAACGAAAUCAGAGACUCGAGGUUAGAGGCGACGGAAAAACGAUUAGGGGACGUGGAAAAACGAUGCCAAAUCUUGCUCAACGGUGUAGAGUGCGAGCGAGAGGAAAACGCGCGAUUGAUGGAACGACUGUCGAGUUUAGAGAAGGAACACGCGACGUUUCGAAACGAGUGCGAAACAAUCGUGAGUGGUUUGGAGAAGCACGUUUUGAAUGUCACGACGGAAACGAGCCAAAUGAAAGCGACCGUGGCGAAGUCGGCGCAGAUGGAAGCUAUCGUCAAGGCGAACGAAAUAGCGUUGAACGCGGUGGCGAGUUCUGUUGAUGACGCGGUCGCCGUGUCGCGAGUCGCGAAAGACGAGGCAAAGAGAUGCGUGAAAAUGAUGGAGAGAGGUUUCGAUGUGAAUGAAAUUCGGAACGACGUGAACGUUUUGACAGCGCAGAUGACUCGCGUGGAAAGCGAGAGAAGAGAGUGCGAGAAGUUUGCUCAAGCGAGUCGAAAGGCGGCGAGCAAAGCCGAGGAAGAGGCACGGAAAGCGGACGUGGAGAGAACGAAAACGCAAAGCUUCGCGGAGAUUGUGGGACAAUUCAAUCGCGAGGUGGAUAGAAAAAUGCAGGCGUUGAAAGUUGGUUUACAAGCGUGCGACGAGGCGGAAGGGUUGAUCAAAGAUCGAGUCCGAGAAGCCAAGGCGGAAAGCGAUCGAAACCGAGACGCGAUGGAGAUGUUUGCAGAGAAAGCGAGAGGGAAAUUGAUGGAGUCGUGUUCGCACGUGGAGAGAGUUGCGCGAACGUGCGCGAACGUGGCGGACGCGAGCACGAGAGAAAUGCACGAGGCGGUGGAAAAUGAAAAGGAGACGCUGAGGACGUUGGAGGAGGAGAUGGAGUUGAGAUUUCGAGACGAGUGCGAUCGAUUUGAACGCGCGGCGAAGAGCGCGAGGAAAGAGGUGGAGGACGUCGCGGAAGCGGUAAAAGGUCAAGUCGUCGAUGAGUGCGGUCAAGUCUGCGACGUGGUCAUCGCAAAGUUUGUUCAAGAACGCGCGAGUGAGUUGUCCGAAACGGUCGUUUCGGCGAUCAAAAUGAAAGCCAGCGACGCCGCAGCGGACGCGAGACGGUGCGCGGAGAUGUGUUCGGACGUUUCAAAAGUAGCCAGAGAUGCCGAACAACAGUUUCAAAGAAAAGUAGACGAUGGGUUCAGGUCCGUAGAUAUUGCCAUUGCGAGAGCGGAAGCGGCACAGGAAGACAUCUCGACGCAAAAGGAUACUAUUUUGCGCGCGGUGGACGAAGCGUUGGACGCGUUGCGCCAACGGGAGGCGAGUUGCUCGAAACGCAUGCACGACGAAAGCGAAGAACGAAUGCGCGCUUUUAGACGAACCAUAGACGAAUUGAAACAAUCGGUUGGGAACAUCGACGCAGCGGAUGUUGUCGCGUUCAAAAAACGGUGCGACGGCUUGGAAGCGAGAGUUUUAGAGUGCGAAAAGAACGGACGCGUUUCGUUCGGGACGCUUGAACACGUCAACAGAGAGCUGGAAAGGUUAACGUUAGAUUUUAACGACGUCCGUGGGGACGUCGCCGAACGCUUGCGCAGAGACGAGGAAGUGUGCAAAGAGCUCGAACGGUUAGAAAAACGCGUGAAAGAGGAGAUUGUUGCCGCCACGGAACGCGCGCAAUCCUUCGCGCAAAUGGAAAUCGAACCGCUUCGAUUGGAAAACGUGGAGAAAAUCGAAGGCAUUUGCGAGGCGUUGUUUGGGUUGGAAAAUGGAAAGAUUGCCGGUAAAGACGCGCAAACGAUUAAAGCGAUGACGCGAACGAUGUUUUUAGAAUCUAGCACCUCGGCGAUGGAAAUGUAUUUAGGUGGUGGUGGUAGCAUGGAAAUGUCCUCGUCGUCGACGUUGGUGCCGACGACGGAGCACGGCGAAGGCGACAGCGCUUCCGUAUUUGCCAAAAUCAGACGCCUAGAAGCGCUCGCAAAAACCUUCGAAAAGAGAAGCGAAGUCGAGAAACUCGCGAACGAGAUCGCGUCGAGACAGACGGAACACUCGCAGGUUUUGAAAUCGUUACACGAUGGCGUGCAAUUUGCCAUGCGAGAACGCCCGACGAGAGAGGCGGUGGAACAUCUCGUCAACGACAUUUCCGAAAGAGUUUUAGACUUAGAAACCGAUAAAGAGGUGAAUAAAACUCGAUUGCGACAAGUCACGGAAUCUGCAAAGGAGAUCAUCGACAGGAGGUGCGAAGCUUUAGAAGCCGCCCAUCGAGCGCAGUUGAGGAAACUCGCCAAUCAACGCAUCUCGACGACGACGCAAACGACUACAGAAAAUGAAGUCUCCUCGCGCUCUACCUUCACCAACAACGACGAUGGCGAAAAUAGAUUAGAAGCUAUACUACUGCACGAGUACCCUAAAAGGACGGAGAUGAACGCCGCGAUUGCCGGAGUAGAAAAUCAAAUUCGAAGAGUCGAAGAGAGAACUCGAUUGAAAUUGGAUUUGAAAGCAGAUAAGAAAGACGUCGUCGCGUUGGCCGAGCGCGUGGUGAAUAAAUGA
This is a messenger RNA of Bathycoccus prasinos, 2748 nucleotides long. RefSeq lists its product with no specific name. NCBI's taxonomy places the organism in Eukaryota, Viridiplantae, Chlorophyta, Mamiellophyceae, Mamiellales, Bathycoccaceae. The coding region runs from base 1 to 2748 and encodes 915 amino acids. The record is from RefSeq and is a predicted model, not a curated record. The transcript has a single exon.